Cuscuta epithymum is the source of this 3705-nucleotide messenger RNA. The record is from the annotation of a GenBank genome assembly. Lineage: Eukaryota; Viridiplantae; Streptophyta; Magnoliopsida; Solanales; Convolvulaceae.
CAAGUUUUGUCAAACCCUCUGGGGGCGAGCGAGUAAAUUUAAUUUUGUCGUUCAGCCCUGAAUCGUUAUCCAGGAGCACUAGUUGAAUUUAAUGUUUCCAGCGUUCCCAAUAUAUGAAAUACUGAUAAUUACUCAACAUCAAUUUUAUUUCCUACCGAUGAAUUCCACAUCUACUUAACGUACUCCGUGCAAAUCCCCGCUCCUCAGAAACCCUAGAAUUUAUCGGCAAAGGGUCAUCAUCUCCGUUUGUCUGUCCGCCUGGUUUCAGUUUUGACCUUUCCAGAUUCAUUUUAUCAUCUUCUUGAUCUUAUUCAUUUUUGUUUGUUUUUUUGUAUUGAAUUUAUUUUCGCACAAAGUUUCGUUGUUAAGGAUGGGGGUUUUAUUACAUCUUGUAAACUCUUUACGAGGGGUUUGCGUUUUUUAACAGGAAAAUUUUGGGUUUCUGUAAAUUUGGAAAAUAUAAACUCUAGUGUAGUUCGCUUUUUCGGUAAAGCUUCCGGCCGUUGUUUAGUUCGGUUGGACAUGGACAAAUUUAACCGUCCAGGUGGUCUCGAAGACGCUCAUAAUAAUCAAGAUCUCAAGCAAGUUGAUUCAAAUCCACAAGGAAAUGCUCUAUUUGACGCAUCACAGUAUGCGUUCUUUGGUAAUGAUGUAGUUGAAGAAGUUGAAUUGGGGGGUUUAGAAGAUGAAGAGGAAGAUGAUGAUCCUCUCCCACCUGGUUUUGACAGAAACGAAUAUCUGUCGGAGCAAGAAGAGGUUGAAAUGCUAACAACAUAUUCUGAUGUUGACGAUCUUAGUAGCACAUUUUCAAAGUUGAACAGAGCUGUUGGAAGGCCAGUAACAGCGGCAUUUUUUGGAGGUAGAGAAUCUAGAGAAAGUAAGUUUUGCGUUGUUUGCGCUGUUUUUUAUUGCUUCAUUAUAUGGCUUUUGACCUUAUAAUAAUUGGUUCACAUUUUGGUUCCUAUGUCAAUUUAGAGGGUGUUCGGUUAAGCAUAAUUCAUAGAGCGUAAUUGAUUUUUUGCAGUCUGCAUGCUGAAGUUCACAAACUCAAUUUCAUUUUAUAAUGAAAAUGUAAAGCCUAUUUAACUAAGUUAUGUUUUUUUCGGACUUUUGGCCCUUCAAGUUACAAAGUCACAACAGCCUCACUUAAGUUUUACUUUUGGAAUGUUCUAUAAUAAGGCAGACUGCUCUCAGGGCUGAGCCUUCCAAAGUCAGAUUCAUCUUUAAUUCUUGGAAGUUUUUUCUUGUUGUGUCAUACUGUCAUCACUUUUUUCCGCAUAUUUUUUUUUUGUUUUUUUUUGACAAUUUUCUUUUCUCUCUUUUUAAGGCUCAUCUGCUGCUGAUUAUGUCCAAGAAGUAGAUUUUCAGGAUUGGUAUGAUCAGCGUGGCUUUGGUGCUGAACGCAAUGAAGACAACAAAAGAGGGUUGUCACAACAUCAUCCUUAUAACUCUUCUUCAUCUCAGCCUUUGUAUAGAGCACUGUCAUAUCCUGACCAAGAACAGCAGCAUCCACGACACCAUCACUACUCCAGUGAUGCAAUCCUGAUCCCGAACACAUCAGUUCCUCCUCCUCCUGGUCCUCACCUGCUUCAAGCUUCUCCAAACAACAACUCCAGUACUGCAUACCGGCCUGGCUCACACCCAAUCCCAGUUUCUUCACCUAAUUUCUCUCAAUUUUCUACUAGCCCUCAGAAUCAAAUGAAUGCCAUCAUGCAUCAUGUAUCACAAUAUGGUGGAGGAAUCCUACCCCCCCAACAGAUUAACACUCAUAUUCAAAACCAGCAGCUGAACCAAUUACCACCGCCUCAUCUAAAUGGCAUGUUGCCUCAGAUGCGCCACCCCCACCGCCCUCUCCUGUCACCCUUUGGCACUUCGGCAUUGCAGUCGCAACGGUUCAAUUACCAUCAGCAGCAGCAACAACCUCAGAUGAAUACUUUUGAAUUUGCCAAUUUCAAAGAUCAAAGGGCUGCAGAGUCUAUGCUGAGAAGUGGUGCUAGACAUGUUGGUGGCAUGGGCAUGCGUAGUAGUGGCUGGCCAAUAUUCAAGGCCAAGUACAUGUCGACAGAUGAAAUCGAGAAUAUUCUACGGAUCCAGCUUGCGGCCACCCAUAGCAACAACCCGUAUGUAGAUGAUUAUUACCAUCAGGCUUGUUUGGCUAAAAAGUCUGCGGGUGCAAAGUUGAGACACCAUUUCUGCCCAACUAACCUGAGAGAUGGAAGUUCCCAAAACAGGGCCAGUGCUGAGACACAUGCAUUCCUCCAAGUUGACGCGCUCGGUAGGAUGUCCUUUUCAUCAGUCCGCAGGCCGCGACCGCUUCUUGAAGUUGACCCACCGAACUCAUCUCCAACAAAUAGUGAACAGAAAGUGUCUGAAAAGCCCUUGGAGCAGGAACCCAUGCUUGCUGCUAGGGUCACCAUAGAGGACGGGAUUUGUCUACUCCUUGAUGUUGAUGACAUUGACCGCUUCCUACAGUUUAGCCAACUCCCAGACAGAGGGGAGCAGUUGAGCAAAAGAAGGCAAGCACUGUUGGAGGGGUUGGCGUCAUCCCUUCAGCUGGUGGACCCGCUCGGCAAAAACAGCCAGUCAGUUGACAUGUCACCCAAAGAUGAUCUAGUGUUCUUGAGAAUAAUCUCCCUUCCCAAGGGCAAGAAGCUGAUAUCCCGGUACCUUCAGCUUCUCUUUUCCGGCAGUGAACUUGGCAGGGUGGUCUGCAUGGCCAUUUUCCGAAACCUUAGGUUUCUGUUUGGGAGCAUUCCCACUGACCAUGGGGCGGCUGAGGCGACUAAAGACCUUGCGAGGACCGUUUCAUAUUAUGUGAGGGGCAUGGAUCUCAAAGUAGUAUCUGCUUGCCUUGCAUCCGUGGUUUGUUCAGCAGAACAUCCUCCCCUCCGUCCCAUUGGAAGCCCUUCAGGUGAUGGGGCAUCUGUUGUUCUGAAAUCUGUUCUAGAGAGGGCAACUGAGCUUUUGAGGGACCCAAACGUCGACCCAAAGUGUGUAGCACAGAACAAAGUGUUCUGGCAGGCAUCUUUCGAUGCCUUUUUUGGCUUGGUUACAAAGUACUGUUUUAAUAAGUACGACACUGUCAUUCAGUCUUCUCUUGCAGUGGGGGCCGAUGCGGCCAGAGCUAUAGGGAGGGAGAUGCCGGUUGACCUCUUGCGGGCCAGCCUUCCUCACACCAGUGAACAACAGAGGAAGGUGCUGUUGGAUUUUACACAGAGGUCUAUGCCGGUGCCUAGCACCUAGUUGUGGUGGUGGAAAUGGCAGCAGCAUGUUUUGAGGUUUUGGUUACACCCACUUGUUUUGUCCAAACAUGUGAUCAUAAUGGCAAUAAUGGCGUGUCACAGCUCGUUGGCAGUUAAUGUUUUUUAGAUAGAUCUGAUAUAUGCCACAACUUUUUCAGUACUCUGAUACAAUGGUAUACUAGUUAUGUUGCGUGGUUGGGUAGCUUGUGAUGUGCAUGGCAUGCAGGGUUUUUCAUUUUAAAAAAAUGGAAUUUGGAGCAUAAUUUGGUUAUUUUUUCAUCCUUGUUCUCUGUGGUAGGGUUGAAAAGGGGUAUAAAUCUUAAAGUCGUUAGAUGGUCAUUGGAAGAAAUUUCUACUUUGUAACGUUGAAUGCUAUAUAUAUAAGAAGUUGUCUUGAUGUUUGAUGCUAGAGUUUCUGCUUGUCAUGUUUCUACAUUUUCAGGGCCCCUGCAUGUUUAUACGG